Molecule: messenger RNA, 3540 nt
Organism: Topomyia yanbarensis
Lineage: Eukaryota; Metazoa; Arthropoda; Insecta; Diptera; Culicidae
Exons: 5
Coding region: 1317-2798 (493 amino acids)
Source: RefSeq, a predicted model, not a curated record
AUCAACUAACAAACGGUGGUCUCGCGCGGUCAUGUAUGGACGUACGUUUUACGAUUCGCUCUCGGAUCACAUCCGCUAUUCACCUGGUGUAAAACCCAGUAUUGGCUAGCGAAUGAUUAGUGUGAAGUGAAUAAUAAAAAAUUAAGAAUAUUAUAGUUGUGAUUGGUGUUGUGUGUGUGUUUAGAUGAAUCUCUUCCAGUUCAAGGGGUUUAUUGAAUUAAAAAUAAGACGUACUUUGAUCGGAUUCUAUGAUUGGUUUGAGAAACUGUGUGAAUCAGAUUGGUGAGACGGAAAAACGAUUAACGCGUGCAUUUCUGCGUUAUAAAGUGGAAUCUGGAAACGUAAUUUGUUCAGAAUUCACACCGUGUAUAUGGUGAAAAAUACGUAAUCGAUCCGAUAGCUGAAAACUACGUGCAUUUUGCAUAGAUUUUCAUGUUCUUUGUUGUGAAGAAUAUUGUGCAAAACCGUCAACUCGUGAGUGUAUGUGUAUGUGCAGAAAUGACACAUAAACCAGUGGUGAAGCAAGUAAACAGCAUAGAACGCAAAUAGCAGGUCGAAUCAAGAGUUUAUUGACAUUUUUGAUACCCUAAUAGUCCCUUUGUUUUGUUGUUUGCAGCAGUUUCGUGUUGAAUAAAGUUUGAAAAUUAUUCAACCAAGACACUAGCUAUAACAGUAGGUAUCUAUAUUGAUGGGAAAGUGAGUUGAAAUAUGCUUCUACAUUGAAUUGCAAAAAUAGUAAAAACCAACACGAAAAAUUGACUACCGAAACCAGCCAAAUGCUUUAGGCGAAAAUAGAGGCAAAAGAAAAAAAAGUUGGCACAUGAAGCACAUUAUAGCGUGAUGCGUAUCAAAGCUGUGCAGCUGAAACGAAAAUAAUGCUGACAAACCACGCGAGAGAAAUUGCAUAAAUGUAAGCAUACAUCGAUCAAAGCAGGCUGGAUUUAAUUGUGGGUAAACGGUGUAUGAACGGUACCGAUUCCUAUUCAACAAUACAAUAACCCGAACCUGCUGGUGCUGGUGCUGAAUUCCGCCAGAGCGACACUUAAGCAAAGCUCUGGUUGCCAACCGUUGUAGUGUCUGUUGAUCUUAUUUCAGCGAAGCAGAACCCGCCCUUCGUUGACGACAUCAAUUGAAAGAUUUUACAAUACAGUACACGGGAUUUAACAGCAUCCUUCGUGAAACGGAAGCGUGAUAGCAUCGUUGGAAGAAUAAUGCCAGUAAAUUGAGUUCGAUUGCCCUGAAGGCUUCAAGACAAGAGAAAGAACAUAGGAGCGAAAAUCGUCGGUGCCGUACGGAAGCGAUAUUCCACCAUUAAAAUGACUCUGUACUGGUGGACACAUUGGUUCUGGAUCACCGUUUGCGCUGUGGUCCUCAUCGAAUGCACCCCGCUCAGCUCGAUCGAUGCCUACCCCAGCAAACUAUCCAAGCUGGAAGAAAACAGCAACAAAUCAACAUAUCUGAAACGAGCUGGUCCCGGAUCUCCCUUCAUAUCAUCCCUCCCGCCAAUGGCAGCCGCUUCCAGUGGAUUACUGGGUUCGCCCACGAACACCGGAUCCCCGGCAGCUCCAACGGUGAACAGCAUCGUUUCGGAUGAGGCUUUCGUCCCCCAACACACGCAGGAAGAUAUCGAUGACACCUUUCCCGGUGGUAGUUUGUCCGGUACAGACUUCGGGCCGAACGUGGUGAGGUACACGCGAAAAGAUAUCGGAGCAAGUAGCAGCACAGUUUCGGCAGUUAGAAGCUCCAGUGUGGUAGCUGGAGACGUUAAUACGGACUCGCCGAUAUCGUCUUCGACGCCGGGACCGAUUGCUGGUGGAGGACGGUUGAAAAAGAAUGGAACUAUUUUUACCCGGAACGAACAGAACAUCACGACGUUGAAGUUGAAAAACUACAACCGAGGAACGGAAAAGGAGGAUCUCAAGGAAGCGCCACGCCUUCCCGAACAUGGCACUCGUCUGGUGGAAACCCUAAUGCUGACGGCAGUUGACAACAGCACCGAUGCGGCAUUGCUAACCCUCGAGCAUGCAUCCGAGGUGGAGUUGGCUAUCGAUGACGACGAGGAUGGCGACCACGUAAAUAAUGCCACCGCCGUCAACAUUCCCGAGGAUUCUCCCGAUGAUAACGCAACAUUCCCAGUGGAACUGGAACACGUAGCGCCGGGUGUCAUUGCCCUGCAAUCACCGGCUUCGUCCAGUGAUAGCAACAGUAGCUUUAGUAGUAGUAGUAGAGGUAACACUAGCAUUAGUACCGAUAGCAGUAGUAUUGAGAGGGAUAUUCCUGACAGUAGCCAUAGUGAUAGUAGUACGAGUAGCGUUAGCGUUAGUGCGAGCGAUCGGCGGAUCGGUAAGAUUCUUUCGUCGGAUUUCCGAGACUUUGUCAGCAACGGGCACAAUCCGAAUGCUAGCAGUUACAUCUCACGAGCUAUUGCUUUCUCCACCCAGAACCUGCAGGAAGGAAUUGACGAUCAGGAUCAUCCGCUGGAGGAUGAUGAUUACAGGCGAAGCUCCCGCAGUCAGCAGCGGUUAAAUGUGGGUGCAAUAUCCGGGAUUUGUCUAGCUUCGCUGGGGCUGCUUUCUGGACUGUCUGCCGCUUUGAUUAUCCUGUACCGGCGGUAUCUGUACAUUAAUAAGCCCCAAACACUAAGCGAACCGGACUCGAGCGGGUACAUUGACGACAGCACCAUCCGGGAUAAUUCCGAUGAAAUGUACAGUCUGGAUAAUGACUCGUUCCUGAACUCGCUGGAAGCAAUGACGAUUCAAAACUAUUGGACCGAUAAUGUGAAGCAUACGAAGCUUUAAGAGACCUGCUUGAUUGUGUUCCGCCGAAUGCCGGUCCAGAGUAGUCAGUUUAUUGACUACAAUACAUACACACACACAUACACAAAAUGAUUCAAAUUUUUACACUUAAAUUUAGUACUUACAUUAUUUAUAGAUUAUUAUUAUCGAUUGCAAUCAUUCCGUCAUGAGCCGUCCCUUAUAGUGAUUGAUAGUUAUUAAACAUUACUAAUUAAUUUUUGAGUUAGUUUUACCGCAUUCCUUGCAUAUCUUGACUCGAUUUAGAGUAGUUAUUAUGUGUGCGUACUAGUACCGACAGGAACGGAAUCGACGUUUUCGUUUGAUAAUUUGAUAAAUUCUUUCAACUUUCAAUAAUUCGCAAAGUUCUACAAAACUGCGUACGGUUGACGAACGAUUGAACCUGUAACUGGAUAGUAUUUUUCAAAAUUGUGAUUUAAAACAGUAGUUGAAGAGAAAAGGAAUGGAUAGAAUAGAACUGAAGUGGAAUAUAUUUAUAGCAUUAAUUCACCAGCUGAUUGAAUUGAGUUGAGGAAGAAAAGAUAUAAAUGACAAAAGCGUCUCAUGUGGUUCAAAUUCGAUUUUAAGGAAACUAAAUCAUGAAGUCAAUGUGAGAUUUUCAAUCUGAUUAGCUUGGUUUCUACUAAAUGCUGUAAGACGUAAAAAAAAGAACACUCAGUCGCCGAAACCAAGCAUUUUCUAAUUCCUUGAUUUUAUGAAUAAACAUCACGCUUUAUUGGAAAGAGAA